This is a messenger RNA of Petromyzon marinus (sea lamprey), 2144 nucleotides long. The record is from RefSeq and is a predicted model, not a curated record. NCBI's taxonomy places the organism in Eukaryota, Metazoa, Chordata, Hyperoartia, Petromyzontiformes, Petromyzontidae.
UAACGAUGACUCCGUGCCCCCAGGGCACUAACGUUGACUCUGUGCCCCCAGGGCAGAGUGAAGGGUCCUCUGCGGCAACUUCGACUCGCUCACCACCAAUGACGUCAUCACCCCGGGUCACGUGGAGCUGUGGGAGGCUCCCGGCCCUCCAGGGGGGGUGCCGGGGGGGGCAGCCCCACCCCCCGCUGAUUGCUUCUCGGAGGUGCUGUCUGGCAGUUCCUGCGACGCUCACCCAGAGAGGGCGGGUGCUCGCCAAGAGGGAGUGUGCAGUGUUGCUCACAGCCGUCUACGCGCCCUGCCACCACCUUGUGGACCUAUCCUGGCACCUGUCUGCGUGUAUGGAGGAGGUUUGCUCCACCACCAGCACCACCACCAGCUCCUCCUCCACCUCGUGUUCAUCUCCCUGCGUGUCCCUCUCCGCCUACGCCUUCCAGUGCUGUCAGCAGGGGGCUGCCAUCGCCUGGCGCACCCCGCGGCGCUGCCCAUUGGAUUGCGAAUAUUAUACACGAGAGCUGGGUGAGGGUCCCUACAGGCUGGUGACCUUCCGUGGGGUCGCCGUCUCCAUCGACCGCAGUGGCUGUGCCGCUUCUCCCUGGCUGAACACCAGCACCAUCAGCAGCACCAUCAGCAGCACCAUCAGCAGCACCAUCAGCAGCACCAUCAGCAGCAGCACCAUCAGCAGCACCAUCAGCAGCACCAUCAGCAGCACCAGCAGCAGCAGCAGCACCAGCAGCAUCAUCAGCAGUGCACCAGACGAGGCGACGUCCUUCACCUUCAGGGUGGUGCCGCCUCUUCGCAGAGCGUCGCAGUGGCAAGCUCCCCCACCCCCAUCCUCGUCCUCGUCAUUUUCCCCGCGGGCCGUCUCCAUCGAGUCGUCCUCCCGCCCCAACAACUUCCUGCGCCUGCGCCGGGAUGGCCAGGUCUACCUGGAGCGCUGGGAGCCUCGCCGCCGCCACCGCCGGCAAACUCCGAACCGCCGGCAGAAUCACCGCGAUGGAGGUGACGGCGGUGACGAUGGCGGCGAUGGCGAUGGCGGCGAUGGCGAUGAUGAUGAUGAUGACGAUGAUGACGAUGACGACGAAGUGGUCGUGAGACCGUCACCGGCCUUCGCCAACGACGCCACCUUCUGGCUGCACGAAGACCUCUUCUACCCCGGUUUUGUCGCCAUAGAAGCCUUGACUAGGCCCGGAUUCUUCCUGCAGGAGACUGGAGGAUCUGGGAUGUCGAGGCAUCGGGACGCGACUGGGAGUUUUGACACGUCGGGGAGGUCCCGAGGAUCUGAGGAAUCUCACGAGGAUGGUGGCCCUCGGAGAGGCGGAGGAUUUUACGAGCCGGGAGGAUUGGACGGGGCAACAUCUGGAGGACCUGCGUCUCCGGGAGACGCUGGGAUCGCCCGAGGGGCGUCCGCCGGUCCUCCGGAUCUCCUGGCCCGCGGGCCUCCUCCUCCCGGAGGCCCUGGCGGACCCGCGGCCUCUGAACGUUCCGGGGGAUCUCGGGGAUUCCGGGGGCCGAGCGGGACCCCCCGAGGGGCGGCCGGUGGGAGCCCCCUGACGUCCGAGGGGCCUGCAACCGCGGGAGCGGACGCACUGGGUGGGGGGCUCGAGGUACUUAGCGGGAAAUUCGGAGGCGCCCGAUCGCCCGAUGGACCUGCCGCCGAUUCUCAACCGCUCGGAGGUCCCGGGGCGAAGCGUCGUGGAGGCCCCCUGCCUCCCGAAGCCCGCGGCCCUGCCGGGAAGUCCACCGGUCCUCCGGAUCCUCUGGAUCCUGGCCUUGGCGGAGAACGUCUUAGUGGCGAGGGACCUCCUCCUCCUCCUCCUCGUCCUCGUCCUCGUGGUGGUGGUGGUGGUGGUGGAGCUGGUGGUGGUGGAGCUGGGGAACGAGGGGGGCCGGGAGGUCCCAGGGCAUCCACCGGCGGAACGUGGAGAGGUGUUGAUGAGGCUUCGCAGUGGGAACCGCUCCUCGAAGUGGCCUGGCUGGACCAGUCGCUGAAACUCGCAAGGCAAUCGGCGAGCUUCAGGCUCAUCCGUGAGGCGGUGGUUGAGACUACUCCGUGUGGGUGGCGCUACUUCUCCUGCCGUGACCCUGCCCCCGAAGCUGCGCACACCCAACAGGAGCACUCUGCCAAGACCUACCACGGUGGGUGG